ACUUGACCACUUGACGUUCGAUUUAACUGUCAUUUGUUCCAGUUCCGGUGAAGUCAUGCAGAUGAACAGACGAAUUCACACAAGACUGAAAGACUACUCUCUUGUGGCCGUCCCGCCCCCUCCUUCCAGAUUCACACUGCAAGAAUGGCAUCUGAACAAUUUGAUGCGAAACCGAAACUGUUACGACCAGCAAACUCUGGCCGACCGAGUCUUGGCCGAAAGCGACAGAGUGAGGGACGAAGUGGCCGAAAUAACCCUCCUGAACCGGCGCGAGGCCGACCACAAACUCGACGAAAAGCUCAAAGACAUCCAGUUUAACAUCGACGAGAUCCAAAAGCAGAGGAAAGAGGUGUGCAUCGAGAUCGACAACUUGACGACGUACAGCGAGCGCAUCCUCGACGCCAUGGAGUCCCUCAAAGAGCAAGCGCUGAAAAUCUGCAAAAAGUGCAUCAUUUUGCGCGAAGGCCGCAUCGGAAUUGAUCUGUGCCACGACCGAGUCGAAAUCGAGCUACUCAAGGAAAUCGACGUCAUAGAAGGCGCCCAGAAGCUCCUCAAACGCACCCUCGAGCAAGCCAAUGAGCAAAUCCGGCGCCUCCGCUCGACCAUCUACUUCAUGGACCGCGACCUCGAGGACAAAAGCAACGUCCUCAAAAUCGACGAGCACAACCGCGGCCUCAAAGAAACCAGCCUCAAUCUGAGCAUCUACCACGGCUUCGCCCCACUAGACCCGGCGAAUGUCACGGCGGAGGAGUGGCAACAGUUCACAACGACCAAUAUCGAGCGCGCGGCUAAGGAAAUCAACAGUGCGCGCCAACUGCGAUGUUAUGUCGAUACGUUGUUGACGCAAGUGAUUGAGGAUUUGAGGGACCAAUGGCAUGCGGUGAAUGAGGCCUUCCGGACGAGGAUUGAGGAGGUCAAGGAGGCCAAAACCAAACUCGAGACGCAACAUUUCGAAAUAACUCGCCAGGCUAACGAGAUGACACGUAAUGUCACCCGAUUGGAGAAAGCUAUAGCAGAGAAGGAGGGGUUUAUGGCCUUGGCUCAUACAAGACUUGGAAAUCGUGCACAGAGACCUGGGAUUGAACUCUGCAAGGAUUUGGUUGAAACCUCGCUGGUGAACGAAGUGGGCGAGUUGAGACAAAACGUAGCGAAUUUGCAACACAUGCUAGCUGAGGCCCAAGCAUCAUUGCGAUAUUUGCUUAAAACGCAAAUACAACUCGAGGAGGAUAUAAAUGUCAAGACAAACACUCUCAAAAUUGAUGAAGUUGACUGUAUGACUUUACGUCAAGGCAUGGAUUACCACGCCUACUAAUAAAAAUCAAAUUUCUGGC
This is a messenger RNA of Tribolium madens (black flour beetle), 1331 nucleotides long. RefSeq names its product tektin-1. The coding region runs from base 56 to 1312 and encodes 418 amino acids. Gene Ontology annotation, cellular component: nucleus; microtubule cytoskeleton. The transcript has 5 exons. Gene Ontology annotation, biological process: cilium assembly; cilium movement involved in cell motility. The record is from RefSeq and is a predicted model, not a curated record. NCBI's taxonomy places the organism in Eukaryota, Metazoa, Arthropoda, Insecta, Coleoptera, Tenebrionidae.